This is a messenger RNA of Mesitornis unicolor (brown roatelo), 7619 nucleotides long. RefSeq names its product vacuolar protein sorting-associated protein 13D-like. Gene Ontology annotation, biological process: mitochondrion organization; protein retention in Golgi apparatus; protein targeting to vacuole. Gene Ontology annotation, cellular component: extrinsic component of membrane. NCBI's taxonomy places the organism in Eukaryota, Metazoa, Chordata, Aves, Mesitornithiformes, Mesitornithidae. The record is from RefSeq and is a predicted model, not a curated record. Gene Ontology annotation, molecular function: protein binding.
GUCCAUUCUUUAUCAUUAGUACUGAAUAAGAAAACUAGUGAGCUUGCUAAAGCCAGUGUGUCAAAACUCGCAGCUCACUUGGAAGUGAUUGAGGGAGAUUUAGCCUUGCAAGGAAGUAUUGGAAGUCUGUCCUUAAGUGAUCUUACAGCUCAUGGAGAAUUUUACAGAGAACGUUUCACUACAAGUGGUGAAGAAGCACUCAUUUUCCAAGUCUAUAAAUAUGGAAGGCCAGAUCCAUUGCUACAGAGGGAAUGUGAUAUUCGUGUCACUCUGCGAAUGGCAUCUGUUCAGUAUGUGCAUACUCAGCGUUUCCAGGCAGAGGUGGUGUCUUUCAUCCAGCAUUUUACUCAGCUUCAGGAUGUCUUGGGGCGGCAAAGAGCAGCAAUUGAAGGACAAACAGUAAGAGAUAAAGCACAGCGAGCUUCCCGAGUUCUUCUUGAUAUUGAGGCUGGUGCUCCUGUUUUGCUUAUACCGGAAAGCUCAAAGUCUAAUAGUCUUAUUGUAGCUAACCUUGGAAAACUGAAAGUCAAGAACAGAUUUCUGUUUGCGGGUAUGCCGGGUACUUUUUCAUUAAAGAACAAGGAUUCAGUUCAAUUUUCAUCUCCUUUGGGAACACCGAAACAUAGCAUGAAGAAAACAAGUGCUGAUGAAUCAAAAGUAGUGAUGGAAGGGUUGUUCAUGAAAAAAUCACCAGGAACAAACAUUUCUAGGCUGAAGAGUGAGCCGGUGCUGAAUACGUUGAGUAAGCAACAAGAGCAACAAUCAAAGCUACCUAUUGUACCAAACCCUGACAGCCCAGAGGAUCACAUCUGCCUCUUAGACUGCAUUGUGGUUGAUCUGCAGGACAUGGACAUAUUUGCUGCAGAAAGAUAUCAGAGAGAGUACUCAAAGGCUGUGGAAGAUUCAAGUGCGGACUUGAACUUUCCAUCCUACUUCGUGAGGCAGACAGGAAGAAGCCUGCUAACAGAACCUUUCAGGCUGAAGUUACAAGUAGAGAGAAACUUAGACAAAGAGUUAAGUCAUGCAGUUGCAGACAUAUCGAUCCAUGGCAAUCUGUCAUCAGUCCAUUGCUCUCUGGAUUUGAAUAAGUAUAAACUGAUACGUGGACUGCUGGAGAACAACCUUGGGGAGCCUAUAGAAGAGUUCAUGCGGCCUUAUGAUCUGCAGGAUCCAAGAAUUCAUACAGUUUUGAGUGGAGAAGUGUAUACUUCUAUGUCAUUCCUCAUUGACAUGGUUAAUGUGAGUCUGGAACUGAUGGAUCCAAAAGGAAAAGAUGGAUGCAGCUCUUUAGCCAGGUUUGAUUUUAAGAAAUCCAAGUUGCUUUUUGAAAGCUCUUCAAAUGGAACAAAGUCUGUAAAUUUGGUUUCUCAUUCCAUGAUGGCAUUUGACACACGUUAUGCGGGUCAGAAGUCUACUGCAGGCACGCCAAAUGUGUUCAAUUGCAUCUUUCAGUCAUCAAAGAACACUAGUAGUCCAGGAGCAAUCCAGAUUGAAUUGCACUUCAGGUCUACUAAGGAUUCCUCCAGUUUCACAGUUGUUCUGAACAAUCUUCGUGUUUUUCUAAUAUUUGACUGGUUGUUGCUUGUUCAUGACUUUUUAUAUACUCCUGGAGAUACCAAAAAGCGGGAAAAUCACCUUUCUUCCCGGCAGCGAACUUACAGCACGGAAACAACUGUAGUUCCAAAAACAGUGAAAAGUGGAGUAGUUACAAAACGUUCGUCGCUACACGUGUCUACAGAAAAACAACUGGAAGUUAAGGUUAAUGUGACAGGAACUGAAUUUGUGGUUGUUGAAGACAUGUCUUGUUUCGAUACCAGUGCAAUUAUUUUGAAGGGGACUACUGUUCUUACUUACAAGCCCAAGUUGUUAGAUCGUCCUUUCUCUGGUAGUUUGUUUGGCAUUGAGGUUUUUUCAUGCCGGUUAGGAAACGAGCAAGAGACUGCACUGUCAAUUAUUGAUCCGGUACAAAUUCAGAUGGAACUUGUUGGAAGUUCUUCCUACCCAAGUGGUUCUGGACUGUUGGAUGCUUUCAAUAGCGAGGAUUUUCCUCCUAUUCUAGAGAUUCAGUUGCAAGCACUGGAUAUCAGGCUGUCCUACAAUGAUGUUCAACUGUUCUUGGCAAUUGCAAAGUCAAUUCCUCAACAGACGAGUGCAGCUAUGCCUGACUCAACUGGGUCAAUUGCUGAGAAUACUGCUAAUCCUCCCAGUUUAGCACUGGUGAAUGAGACUUCCUCCACGACACGUGAAAGCAGAGAGAUAUCCAAACGUGUGUUGGAUCCUGUUCUUGAGGUACAGCUGGCUCGCCUCCAGGAGCUGGGAUUCAGUAUGGAAGAUUGUCGUAAAGCUCUUUUGGUCUGCCAAGGUGACUUGAAAAAAGCAGCGAGUUGGUUAUUUAAGAAGGCUGAACCUUUGAAAUCUGUUUCCCUGACUUCUUCUGGUCAAGAUAACCAGGGCAUUGUGCCUUUUCAGUUCAUCUCUGGAGUGGAAAUAAAGGCAGAGAGUAUAUGCAUUUGCUUUAUUGAUGACUGCAUGGAUUGUGAUGUUCCCCUUGCUGAGUUAACCUUUUCACGAUUGAAUUUUCUCCAACAUUUGAGAGCCAACCCUGAAGGCUACGCUCAUUUUACCCUCUCUGGAGAUUAUUACAAUCGUGAGCUUUCAGGCUGGGAGCCAUUUAUUGAACCAUGGCCAUGUUCAGUUACUUGGCAACAACAAGCUUCGAGCCGCCUCCACCCUUCCCGACUGAAGCUGGAAGUAAAGGCUAAGCACCGUUUGGAUAUAAACAUUACCUCUGUCUUAAUAGAACAGUACACGUGUACCAAGCAGUCAUGGAUGGAAGAUUACUGUAAACAGGACAAAGAAGUGAAUGUAAUCAGUUCAGAAGACUGGAUGGGUUCUUCGGUGGAUCCACCGUGUUUUGGACAGAGCCUUCCUCUUGUCUACCUUAGAACUAGGAGUACUGCCAGUUUGACUAACCUAGAGCAUCAAAUCUAUGCUAGAGCUGAAAUGAAGACUCCAAAACGUAGGCAGCCGUUUGUCCCAUUUGCUCUAAGAAAUCAUACUGGAUGCACUCUGUGGUUUGCUACCCUAACUACAACACCUACCCGGGCUGCGCUGUCUCACAGUGGGAGUCCAGGUGUUGUUCCUGAGGAAAACGGGACAUUGCUGGAUGACGCCCACAAUGUCAGUGAAUGGCAAGAAGUUAUCACUGGGCAAGAGAUUCCAUUUGAAUUUGAAGCCAGAGGGAAACUGAGACACAGGCACACGCAUGAUCUAAGAAUUCAUCAGUUGCAAGUGAGAGUAAACGGCUGGGAAGAAGUCAGUCCAGUAUCUGUAGACAAAGUUGGAACGUAUUUCCGUUACGCUGCACCAGAUAAGAACUCAUCCUCUUCUACUCUUGGAAGCCCAAUAAGUAGAACAAAUAUAAUACAUCCACAAGUCUAUUUUUCUUCAUUGCCUCCAGUUCGUGUGGUAUUUGAAGUCACCAUGGAAGGUAGUGCUCGAAAAGUGAUAACAGUGCGCUCAGCCUUGAUCGUGAAGAACAAGCUGGAAACGCCAAUGGAACUACGACUAGACAGUCCUUCUGCCCCUGACAAACCUGUAGUUCUUCCUGCAGUUAUGCCAGGAGAUUCCUUUGCUAUUCCAUUACAUCUUACAUCUUGGCGUUUGCAAGCCAGGCCAAAAGGAAUGGGUGUCUUUUUCUGUAAGGCUCCAAUUCACUGGACUGAUGUUCAGAAGACAGCAGAAGUAUGCAGCAGCAAACGAGAGUGUCAUUCAAUGGAGUCUGAAAAUAGCCGUUUUUUCAGGUUUUGUGUGGCUAUAAAGAAAGAAAAUUAUCCGGAUUAUAUGCCUUCCAACAUAUUUUCUGACAGUGCUAAACAGAUUUUCAGACAGCCUGGACAUACUAUUUAUCUCUUGCCAACAGUGGUAAUCUGUAACUUGCUACCUUGUGAACUCGAGUUCUAUGUUAAAGGAAUGCCAAUUAGUGGGACAUUAAAACCUGGCAAAGAGGCAGCAUUGCACACAGCUGAUACAUCUCAGAACAUUGAGCUUGGGGUAUUGCUAGAAAACUUCCCGAUCUGCAAAGAGCUGUUGAUUCCUCCUGGGACACAAAACUAUAUGGUGCGGAUGCGAUUGUAUGAUGUCAAUAAACGACUGCUAAAUUUGACCAUAAGGAUUGUAUGUCGUGCUGAAGGUUCUCUAAAAAUCCUAAUUUCAGCACCAUAUUGGUUAAUCAACAAAACAGGAUUACCACUUAUCUUCAGACAAGAUAAUGCAAAAACAGAUGCUGCGGGUCAGUUCGAAGAGCACGAGCUUGCUAGAAGCCUCAGCCCACUUCUGUUCUGUUAUGCUGACAAAGAACAGCCAAACUUUUGUACAAUGCGGGUUGGAAAAGGAAUCCAUCCUGAAGGUAUGCCUGGCUGGUGCCAGGGUUUCUCCCUGGAUGGUGGUAGUGGCGUCAGAGCCCUUAAGGUGAUCCAGCAUGGAAACCGGCCGGGCCUCAUUUAUAACAUUGGUAUUGAUGUUAAAAAAGGCAGAGGCCGUUACAUUGAUACAUCUAUGGUAACAUUUGCGCCCCGUUACCUAUUAGAUAAUAAAUCAACCUACAAGCUUGCCUUUGUUCAGCGGGAAUUUGCCAGAGGUCGGGGAACAUCCAAUCCUGAUGGCUACAUCUCCACACUUCCUGGUUCCAGUGUGUUCCACUGGCCGCGUAAUGAUUAUGAUCAAUUAUUGUGUGUGAGACUGAUGGAUGUCCCAAACUGCAUUUGGUCUGGGGGCUUUGAAGUCAACAAAAAUAGCUCAUUCCAUAUUAACAUGAGGGACACGCUGGGAAAAUGUUACUUCUUAAGAGUAGAAAUUACUCUUCAAGGAGCCACAUACCGCAUUGCGUUCAGUGACACGGAUCAGUUACCGCCACCUUUCCGCAUAGACAAUUUUUCAAAGGUCCCAAUUGUUUUUAAUCAGCGUGAUGUUGUUGAGCCAAGACUCUACACUGAAGUGAAGCCCAUGACCUCACUGGAUUAUGCAUGGGAUGAACCUAUUCUACCACCUUUCGUAAUGCUGACAGUUAAAGGAGCAGGCUCCUCAGAAAUCGUCUGUAACAUGAAUGACUUCCAAGAUAGCAACCAGCUUUACUAUGAAAACUUCAUUUAUAUUGCUGCCACAUACACUUUCUCAGGUUUACAGGAGCCAAGUGUAAGACCAGUUGCUUCGAAUAAGGAUGCUGCAUGUGCAGAGCUUGUCCUUGAUGUUUCUCCAAAGACUCAACGAGUUGUACUGAAAAAGAAGGAGCCAGGAAAACGAUCCCAGCUUUGGCGAAUAACAGGCACAGGAAUGCUUUGCCAUGAAGGUUCUUCAGUUCCUCACAACCCCCAUAAACCUUCUCCUCGGUCUGCAGACUCUUGUAUGAUUUUAGAUAUUGCAGGUCUAGCAGCUGUUACAGAUAACAGGUACGAGCCCCUGAUGUUAAGAAAGCCUGAUCGACGGCGCAGUACUACCCAGACGUGGAGUUUUCGUGAUGGAAAGUUGACCUGUGGUAUUCAUGGACUUGUUGUCCAGGCAAAGGGAGGAAUACGAGGUCUUCAUGAUGGAGCAGAAGUUGUUCUUGGUCCUGAUACUUCACUUGAACUUUUGGGACCAGUUCCACCUGAACAGCAGUUCAUAAACCAAAAGAUGAGGCCUGGGUCAGGAGUACUGGCUGUUAAAGUCAUCCCAGAUGGACCAACUAGAGUUCUACAGAUAACGGAUUUUAACCAUCGUAGAAAUGAUCGUUUAUCCAGUGAAGGAGAUGGACUUUCAGUUAUGGAACAAGAUCUGCGCAAGUUAAAAAAUCCAGAUACAGAGCAGGAAUUAGAAGUGCUUGUGAAACUGGAAGGUGGAAUAGGAUUGUCUUUGGUCAACAAAGUUCCUGAAGAGCUAAUAUUUGCAAGCCUCACAAGAAUUAAUGUCCACUACACACAGCUGUCAACAAGUCAGGUGCUAGAGCUCAGUGUGCAGGACAUACAGGUGGACAACCAGCUUAUUGGCACCACGCGGCCUUUUAUGCUAUUUCUGACGCCUAAGAUGAAUGAAAAUGAACCUGUGGAGACUGGUCCUGCUCUGCAAGUAAAUGCAAUGAAAUUUCCCAGUAAAAAUACACUGACUGAUAUCUACAAGCAUCUGAUGAUCACUGCUCGAAAGUUCACAGUUCAAAUUGAGGAGAAACUACUUCUGAAGCUCUUGAGUUUCUUUGGUUAUGAUCAGUCUGAAUCAGAAGUUGAAAAGUAUGAUGAAAACCUCCAUGAAAAGGUCGUUGAACAAGGUGGAGGACAAAAGCGAUACUACUUUGAAAAUCUGAAAAUUAGUGUGCCUCAAAUAAAGCUGAGCGUCUUCACUUCCAGCAAGCUACCUUUGGAUCUCAAGGCAUUGAAAAGCACACUGGGAUUCCCUCUAAUCCGCUUUGAAGAUGCUGUGAUUAAUCUGGAUCCUUUCACUAGGGUCCAUCCAUAUGAAACUCAGGAGUUUAUCAUUAAUGACAUACUGAAACACUUUCAAGAGGAGCUGCUUAGUCAGGCAGCAAGGAUUCUAGGUUCUGUGGAUUUCCUUGGCAACCCGAUGGGUCUACUGAAUGAUGUUUCAGAAGGCGUUACUGGACUUAUAAAAUACGGCAAUGUUGGUGGUCUCAUAAGAAAUGUCACACAUGGAGUAUCAAACUCUGCUGCAAAGUUUGCUGGAACCUUGUCAGAUGGUUUGGGCAAGACAAUGGAUAACAGACAUCAGACAGAGCGAGAAUACAUUCGAUACCACGCUGCAACGAGUGGGGAACAUCUUGUAGCUGGAAUCCAUGGACUUGCACAUGGUAUCAUUGGAGGAUUGACGAGUGUAAUAACUUCAACAGUUGAAGGUGUGAAAACCGAAGGAGGUGUCAGUGGUUUCAUCUCAGGCCUUGGGAAAGGGCUGGUUGGCACAGUAACCAAACCUGUGGCUGGAGCUCUGGAUUUCGCAUCGGAAACUGCACAGGCAGUGAGGGACACUGCAACCCUAAGUGGCCCCAGGACACAAGCGGAGAGAGUGAGAAAGCCGCGUUGCUGUAGAGGACCUCAAGGGCUCUUGCCCCGGUAUUUAGAAAGUCAAGCAGAAGGCCAAGAGCAGCUCUUCAAACUGACUGACAACAUCCAGGAUGAGUUCUUCAUAGCAGUGGAGAACAUAGACAGCUACUGUGUUCUCAUUUCGUCUAAAGCAGUUUAUUUCCUGAAGAGUGGAGAUUACACCGACCGCGAGGCCAUCUUCCUAGAAGUCAAGUAUGAUGACCUCUACCACUGCCUUGUUUCAAAAGACCACGGGAACGUGUACAUACAGUUGACGAAGAAAGCUGUUAAUACGAGUAGUGGUGUAGCAAUGCCAGGCCCAUCACAACAAAAACCAAUGGUAAAAGUGAAAUCUGAAGUUCUUGCAGUAAAGCUGUCUCAAGAAAUAAACUAUGCAAAGAGCCUUUAUUACGAACAGCAGCUUAUGUUAAGACUCAGUGAAAAUCAAGACCAAUUAGAGCUGGACUCUUGAAACCUCUUCCUUACUGCCAGAGUGACCUGUGAGCAUCACUGUGGAGCCACGGUCUUGUGUAACGCGAGAGUACCACAUGGGAA